Messenger RNA from Rattus norvegicus (Norway rat), 4576 nucleotides. NCBI's taxonomy places the organism in Eukaryota, Metazoa, Chordata, Mammalia, Rodentia, Muridae. The record is from RefSeq and is a predicted model, not a curated record.
GGCAGCAGGGCGGGCGCAGUGCGCACGCGCACUCGUCGUUGUGAGAGAGGCGGGACGGGUGGAGAGGCGGGCGCCGGUUUCCCGCGGUGCACGCAGCACACGAGACUUGGAUAGGGGGUGCAGCGGGGAGGCGUGUCUGCCGUCGGCGUGCCCCCUCUCGCCCCGCAGAUUUUACCGCCAACGAUGUUGAAGGCUCCUUGUGUCUGUGUUGGAAGCCAUGCUCCCAAGUAUUAGGAAGGAACGGGGAGUCUUAUUUGUGUUCCCAGUUGUUUGUAGCUCACCUAAGGAAACCCUGGAGCCUUGGACCCUUGGUUAGGGCGUUUGCUUUCCGCCUCUGGGAGGAAGCGCAGACUUUAAGCUUUCUUUCUUUUCUUUUCUUUUUUUAAGACUCAGUCCCCCUACAUAGUAAAUGCAGUUCAAAAGCUCCAAUUGAAAUGGACCGGCGGUUUCUGUAGUUCACGAUGGACUGGAUAUGUUGUAGUCUAGUCUUCAAGCUUUGGUCCUCAAUUGUGCCUUUUUGUUGCUGUUGUUCUCCUGUGGCCUGCACUGACCUGGAACUUGCUAUGAAGCAUAUGCCGGCCUUGAACUCCCUCCUUAACCUCAGUGCUUGUAUAUGACAAAGAAAUCAUGCCCAAGUUCAAACAGCGAAGAAGAAAGCUAAGAGCCAAAGCCAAACGAUUAUGUAAAACGAAAGAAGCCUCUCGGGUCCUGCCUAAGUUAUUGGCACCUCCCCCUCCACCACCCACACCAGAAAGAGUGGUUACUUCUUCAGCAGAUAUUCCCCAAAGCAGAAACUGGCUAAGACCAUCUUGGAACUUAAGACUCCCUAACUUCAAAGCUGCAAUAAACCUUUGGACAAAUAGAGCAUGGUGCAUAUACAGUUGCUGUCAGACCCGUGUAGCCCAGAGUUUAGAAGUAUUAAAAGAUGCCAUCUUCCCAUCCCGAGUCUACCACAGAGAACUUCACAGCCUUAAACAACAAUUAUGUGUUUUGAAAAGCGAAUUGUGCGAGCUCCAAGAAAACUUGAAGAGCAUCUCGGAACACUCGUCUCGUUCGAGCUGUUGCCACACGUGCUGCGGGGGUGACAGACUUACAACUGUGCCUGCCUGUGCUCCAACGACCCAUGGGGAAUCCCAAACCGCACUUCCUCCCACACUGCCACAGCCAGCCAGCCAUCCUCCCCCUCCUCCCCCUCUUCUUCCUCUUCCUCCUCCCCCUCCCCCUCUCCCUCCACCUCCACCACCCCUAGCACCUUUGCUGCUCAGAAAAUCUGGUAGCACUAAAGCACUUCAGGUUGAACCGUUAAAGAAAGAUGGACCCAUGCAUAUAACAGUUAAAGAUCUACUCACUGUGAAAUUAAAAAAGACACAGAAUAUUGACGAAAGGAGAAAGUUUGUACCAUCACCGCCAGAGGAACGGACUCCAUUAGUUACUGUCUCUGACCUGCAGCGCAUUACCCUGAAACCAAACUCCAGGGUGUUGGCAACUCGAAUUAAAAAUGUCUUGAUUACUCCUGGUAAAAGCCAAAUCGAUCUCCGGAAACUGCUGAGAAAAGUCGAGGUAGAAAGGAGCCCAGGUGGGACCCCUCUUAACAAUAAAGAAAACAUGGAUACAGGAACUGGGCUCACUCCAGUCAUGACCCGAGCCUUAAGGAGAAAGUUUCAGCUGGCUCAUCCUCAAAGCCCUACUCAAUCUCUGCCGCUUUCUACAAGCAACUUUGAUGAACAAAACUGAGAGCAACUCGGCCUGACUCCGUGGAGUGACUCAUACAAUGACAGACCAGCCCUCCCAAAUGUUAAUGUUCUAAAAUAUGUAUAACUAGAUAAGUGUAAUUCUUAAAGACUCAGAGUGAGUAUGUCUGGAGCCUACACAUACUGUGGCAUAAAGGCAUUUGGAUAUUUCCUGGCAUUCAUGAUGGUAAGGGGACCAGACAAGAUGAGAAAAUGCAGCCUGCAAACUAAUGUUUAUCCUGGCAUUACCCAGUUUAAGUUAGAAUGGCUAUUCAAAUUUAAUUCCAUAGGACCUGGCAAUAUGGUUCAAAGGAUAAAGACACUUGCCACCAAGCCUAAUGACUCAAGUUCAAUGACCAGGGCACAAAUGGAGGGGUAAAAAGAACUAUGAUAUAUGCCCCUUCGACACACAAAAUUAUUAAAUAUGUUAGGAAAUACUAAUGGUAUAAAUAGUUUGUUAUAUAAAGGUAUCUAUGACAUUAAGAAUGUAAUCUGAGUCCUCCUCCUCCUCCUCCUCCUCCUCCUCUUCCUCCUCCUCCUCCUCCUCCUCCUCCUCCUCCUCCUCCUCCUCCUCCUCCUCCUCCUCCUCUUCUUCUUCUUCUUCUUCUUCUUCUUCUUCUUCUUCUUCUUCUUCUUCUUCUUCUUCUUCUUCUUCUUCUUCUUCUUCUUCUUCUUGGGGCUGAACCCAGGGCCUCACAUGUGCUAAGUACAUACACCCUGAACUGUACCUUCAGCCUUUAUUCCUUACUUUUUAUAUCUGCUGUCCACUUUCCAGCAGUCAAAUAAGUUCUUCAUGAUUUCAGCAUGAAUCCUCUAUUUUCCAGAAUGCCUUGCCAAGGAUUCUCUGUGGUCCAUGGCAGUUUUAUCAUGAGCCAGGUUCCUGCUUUGCUCCUUACCAGCCUGUGUAUUUGCUGGCAGUGAUGUGUCUCCCACUGAACUUCCUUCAUUCUUGUUCGACUAGAGCUGUCAGACUUCGCAAAUAAGAAUACAAGGUACUCCAUUAAAUUUGAAUUUCAGAUAAACCACAAAAAAACUUUAAGAAUAAAUCUGCCCUACCAAACAAAUAUUUGAGUGUUACAGAUGGAACUCAAGGUCAUGAAUGUGCUGAGCUAGUAGACUACCUCCUGAAUACUGAAUGAUGUGCACAUACAUUGAAAUACUAUGUUUAAUUCUUUGCAGGGAGUUCAGUAAUACAGUGCUGGUCUAGAAUGUUUAUGACGCUGGGUUCAAACCCCAGUACUAACACACAAACAUAAAUAUACGCACACUCAUUCAUGUGAUGGUUAAUAACAAUUAUCUACAAUUACCUGGAAGAUGGCUUUCCAUCUUGAUUAGGUUAAUUGAGAUGGGAAUACCUACCCUCAGGGAUAGAGCACCCUAAGCUGUAGAUGCAACGUGACCAGCUGCUUUAAGCUCCUGCUGUCUUGAUCCCUUCCACAAUGGAGUGUAUGAUAGAACUAUAAGCCAAAAGGAACCCUUCCUUUUCUCAGCUAUUCCAUCACAGCAACUACAAAACUAACUAAUAAUUUAUCAUACCUAUGUAUAUAUGUGUUAUUAAUUCUCUGAAAUUCACAUUUAACUGAGAACCUUAUAUUUUACCUAGCUACCUUGUUUGUCCGUUCCUAAAAAAUUGCAAUUUAUUUCUGGGAUCCCAUGGUUUACUACAUGUCUUCAUGGCACUGAACACUAUGUAGCGACAGCCAGGAUCCCAUCACCUGUGUUCUAAGGAGAACAGAUGGGUAAUUCCCAUUAAAGUGCAUGUCACUCAAGGGGCAAAAGCUAUCUUCAGUCUUCAGUGCGGAGGAGUCUCAGGGCUUUGAGCUGAACAAGUGCUUCUUGCAAGUGAACUGAGCCACACUCCCAGCUCCAGGAUCAUCUCUGAAGCUGUUACCGCACAACGGUAAGAAAGGAACCUUGCCACAGAGUUGUAUUUCCAGAAAUCCCAUCAUUUCUAUUGACUGAUAUUGCUUUGAGAUGCAUAGCAUGGUGUUGGAAAGUAGACCUGGGACAGUAUUCAGCACCUGAGAGUCCUGUUAUGCGAUCCACAUGUGUGUUUAUGAUACAGAAGAGCUACAUCUAGAACCAGCUGGAAGGUCCUUUGUCUGUAGUUUGUCAGGCAGGCUUUCAUGCAGCUCAUUCUGUCCAGGGACUGUUUAGCCUUGGACGACCUUGAAUUUUACAUCUCCCUUCCCCCACUUAAUUGCAUUGCUAGGAUUAAGGAAAGCACCACCAAAUCCAGCAGAAAUUUUGAUAUUGUGUAAAAAUAAUAUAUAUUGUGUAAAAAUAAGGGACAUGAUCACUGAAAAUAAAGUAAGGGUUUGUAAUAGAAUGUUCUCUCGGGGGCAAUUAUAAUGUUUACAAUAGAAAUAAACCACUAUGUACUGUAGUAUAUAUAACAGAAAUCAUUUGAUCAUUCUUAUGGCACAAAAGGCUUUUUUAAAAAAAACAAACAACAAACUAGGCUGGGCAUGGUGGUUUCUGCCAGUUGUCCCAGGUACUUGGAAAACUGAGGUGGAGGGAAGUUAAGUUCAAGACCUGCAGCCAGCCUGGGCAACUUGGUAAGAACCUGCCUCAAGGGGUUGGGGAUUUAGCUCAGUGGUAGAGCGCUUGCCUAGCAAGUCCCCAGCUCCAAAAAAAAAAAAAAAAGAAAAGAAAAGAAAAGGAAAAAAAGUAGAAAUCUUCAGGUAAAACACUUAUAAAGCUGCUACUGCUGUUGUGUCAGUAUUAAAGUGUACCCUACUUUAAAUUGUUUACUAGUUUUUUCCAUAGAAUUUAUAUGCUUUUUUACUGUAAGCACUUGCGUACCCUGCACAUUGUAUGAUUUUAUUAAACUACUGUUUAUUGUA